UAGCGGAACACAGGGCUGAUGGCAGGCAGCAACCUGUCAACAACCCAGGCAUAGCUGGAACUAAAGUGUGCUGAGCCCUUUAUCAUCUGAUUUUUGUCAGUUUUUGCAGGUCCCUUGGUGCAGCAAAACAAGACUGCAGUGUUAUGGAAGAACCAUGAAGGCCCAAUUACAAGUCACUGUGCUUUCAGCCAAGCUUAAGGAAAACAAAAAGACCUGGUUUGGUCCCAGCCCUUACGUUGAGGUAGCUGUGGAUGGCCAGUCAAAGAGGACUGAGAAGUGCAACAACACACACAGUCCUAAAUGGAAGCAGGCUGUCACAGUAAUUGUCACCCCGGUCAGCAAGCUGAUCUUUCGAGUUUGGAGCCACCAGACACUGAAGGCAGACAUCCUGUUGGGAAUGGCCAUGCUGGAGAUCAAAGAGAGCCUUAAAGCUAACGACCUGAAAUUGUGUGAGGUGGUGCAGACGCUGCCGCUGUGCUCUGACCGAGACUCUCGGGAUGUUGUUGGCGACCUGUCAGUCUGUCUGGAUGGCAUGCAGGUAGACCCAGAGACCCUCGCCACUGCAGAGAGAGAACAUGCUGCUCUUCCAAAUGGAAACGCAAGGCAAAAUGGAGACACUGGCAACAGGUCAAGCAGGGACACAUCUCCCUCCAGUGACUCAGAGGAGUGGGUUAUCGUACCUAACGGUCAUCCUGCCAAUGGUACAGGGUCUCCUUCUCGAUCUCCAGGGGACUCCAACGCCUUGCGUCCUCCCAGACCAGCCCGAGCCCCUCCUCCUACGCCUCACAGACCUACAGCCUCACCAACCUCUUCUAGCAGUUCCUCCCCAAGCGAGCUGAGUGAAGCUCCAGCUUCCGAUGGCUCCUCCCAGGCGUCAGCUAGUGGCUGUUUAAAUCAGCAGGAUGACUCAGCAGCAGCAGCAGCAGCAACAUCAACAUCAACAGCAGCAACAGCUACUUCACAGACAGCAGCUGGACCCAAACCAGCAACAUCUGCCACAGCAGCUCCAGCCUCAGCAGUUCCGGCCACAACAGCUCCCAGAAUCACACCCAUAAACAACGGCCCCUUACCACAAGGAUGGGAGCAAAGGGCAGACCAGAAUGGACGGGUCUACUUUGUGGAUCACAUUGAGAAAAGGACAACCUGGGAAAGGCCUGAUCCUCUUCCUUCAGGGUGGGAGCGCAGGGUGGACCCGAUGGGUAGGGUGUACUAUGUCGACCACAUUACCCGGACGACUACGUGGCAGCGGCCCACGCAGGAGUCGGUGCGAAACUACGAAGAGUGGCAGCACCAGAGAAACCAGCUGCAGGGAGCCAUGCAGCAGUUCAACCAGAGGUUCAUCUAUGGGCUCCAAGACCAGCUGGCGGCGACGGCCAACAAAGAGUUUGACCCGCUGGGACCUCUGCCUCAUGGAUGGGAGAAGAGAACAGACACCAAUGGCAGAGUGUAUUUUGUUCAUCACCCGACUCGGACAACGCAGUGGGAGGACCCCAGGACCCAGGGGCUGCUGAACGACAAGCCCCUACCAGAGGGAUGGGAGAUGCGGUUCACUGUGGAUGGUAUUCCCUACUUUGUAGACCACAACAGGCGAACCACAACCUACAUAGACCCUCGCACAGGGAAAUCCUCACUUGAGAAUGGACCUCAGAUAACCUAUGUCAGGGACUUCAAAGCCAAAGUGCUGUACUUCAGGUUCUGGUGUCAGCAAUUGUCGAUGCCUCAGCACAUUAAGAUUAACGUCUCCCGGAAAACCUUGUUUGAGGAUUCAUUUCAACAGAUAAUGAGCUUCCACCCUCAAGAUCUGAGGCGGAGACUGUGGAUCAUUUUCCCUGGAGAGGAAGGCUUGGACUACGGAGGUGUGGCCAGGGAAUGGUUCUUCUUGCUCUCUCAUGAAGUGCUGAACCCCAUGUACUGUUUGUUUGAGUAUGCCGGCAAGGACAACUACUGUCUGCAGAUCAACCCUGCCUCCUACAUCAACCCUGAUCACCUCAAGUACUUCAAGUUCAUAGGACGCUUCAUUGCCAUGGCUUUGUUCCAUGGCAAAUUCAUCGACACAGGAUUCUCCCUGCCCUUCUACAAGCGCAUUCUGAACAAACCUCUGGCUCUCAAAGACCUGGAGUCCAUAGAUCCAGAGUUUUACAACUCACUCAUCUGGAUCAAGGAUAAUAACAUAGAGGAGUGUGGACUGGAAAUGUUCUUCUCUGUGGACAAGGAGAUCCUGGGCGAGGUCACCACCCACGAGCUGAAGCCCGAUGGAGGAAACGUCCAAGUAACUGAGGAAAAUAAAGAGGAGUACAUCAGGCUGGUGGCAGAGUGGAGGCUAUCCAGAGGGGUGGAGGAGCAGACUCAGGCCUUCUUUGAGGGCUUCAAUGAAGUUUUGCCCCAGCAGUACCUCCAAUACUUCGAUGCCAAGGAGUUAGAGGUGAUGCUGUGUGGGAUGCAGGAGAUAGACCUGGUGGACUGGCAGAGAAACGCGAUCUACAGACAUUACGCCCGCAGCAGCAAACAGAUCCUCUGGUUCUGGCAGGUCAGUACAUGCAGUUGCACUGUUUCGAAAAUCAUAACACUAAUUCCAUUUCCUUCCUUCUUUGAUCUAUUUUUGGUUUAG
Notothenia coriiceps (black rockcod) is the source of this 2608-nucleotide messenger RNA. RefSeq names its product E3 ubiquitin-protein ligase Itchy-like. Gene Ontology annotation, cellular component: cytoplasm. Lineage: Eukaryota; Metazoa; Chordata; Actinopteri; Perciformes; Nototheniidae. Bases 155 to 2608 code for a protein of 817 amino acids. The record is from RefSeq and is a predicted model, not a curated record. Gene Ontology annotation, molecular function: protein binding; ubiquitin protein ligase activity. Gene Ontology annotation, biological process: proteasome-mediated ubiquitin-dependent protein catabolic process; protein K29-linked ubiquitination; protein K48-linked ubiquitination. The transcript has 21 exons.